Messenger RNA from Paramecium pentaurelia, 666 nucleotides. NCBI's taxonomy places the organism in Eukaryota, Ciliophora, Oligohymenophorea, Peniculida, Parameciidae. The record is from the annotation of a GenBank genome assembly.
AUGUAAAGUCAUUGUGACUUAAUACUUAAUGAAAGAGGAACUCUUUGGUUGGGAGAUUGCUAAUCAGCAUUUGAUGCAGUAUUUACAUCAAUAAUUUUAGGAGUUCUUAAAAGGUAAAGGAAUCAGAACUGUUAUAACCGUGGCAGCAGGAUUAAAAUUAAAACUUGAUGGCAUUGUGCAUCACAUUAUAGAGAUACUAGAUAGUGAAACAGCCAAUAUUUCAAGAUAUUUUUAAAUUGCAAAUGAAUGGAUAGAAAGAGGAUUUAAUAUUGGUGCUGUAUUAGGUAAUAGAAAUGAAUUAAAAGAAGCGAAGUUCAUUGCAUGGCAGGAAUCUCCCGUUCAGCAGCAAUAGUAAUUAGUUACCUUAUAGAAAAGAAGAAGAUGAAUUAUAAUCAAGCCUUAUCUUUUGUUAAAUCUAAAAGACCCUAAAUUAAUCCAAAUAAAGGUUUUAGUAAUUAAUUACAAGCAUUUGUUGCAAAAGUCUCAUAACCUCCAUUAUCUAAAAAUUCAAGAGGAAAUCAUUUCUAACAAAAUCAAGAAUACUAUGAUUGUAAUCAUUAUGCUCCUAUUAAUCGAAAGGGAUCAGCUGGAAUCUUACAACAAAAUAUGAACUUUUAUAAAUCAAUAACUAAGUCUUUGUCUUAGAGUAAGAAUAAAAUUAAAUGA